Clupea harengus (Atlantic herring) is the source of this 959-nucleotide messenger RNA. RefSeq names its product ARF like GTPase 4Ab (gene arl4ab). NCBI's taxonomy places the organism in Eukaryota, Metazoa, Chordata, Actinopteri, Clupeiformes, Clupeidae. The record is from RefSeq and is a predicted model, not a curated record. Gene Ontology annotation, molecular function: GTP binding; GTPase activity.
CACUCCUGGGCGUGUGUGUGUGUGCUAGAACCGACUGGUAGGUAGGCAGCCCCGAGACACUCAGUGGAACCGCGAUCGCUGUCAGCACAGGAGCACGGGACUAACAGAGAAGGGGCUCGCGGCGCAGGAGACAGGACACACUGUUGAUCUCCUUUCAUGCCGGGCUCCAGACAGCCGUGCGUCUCUUCCCAAUCUAAAGGCUGAUCUCCAGAGGCUGGUGGUGAUCUAGUGAAGCCGCACCUCCUCCCCUCCCCAGCCCAGCAGACCCACGAUGGGCAACGGGUUAUCGGAGCGUCCGGCGCUGCUGCCCUCCUGCCUGCCCUCCUUCCAGGCGCUGCACAUCGUCAUCCUGGGCCUGGACUGCGCGGGCAAGACCACGGUGCUCUACCGCCUGCGCUUCAACGAGUUCGUCAACACCGUGCCCACCAAGGGCUUCAACACGGAGAAGGUGCGCGUGCCACUGGGGGGCGGCGGGCGCUCGGCGGCGUGGUGCCACUUCUGGGACGUGGGCGGGCAGGAGAAGCUGCGCCCGCUCUGGCGCUCGUACACGCGCCGCGCCGACGGCCUGGUGUUCGUGGUGGACUCGGUGGACGCCGAGCGCAUGGAGGAGGCCAAGACGGAGCUGCACAAGAUCACGCGUCUCCACGACAACCUGGGCGUGCCCGUGCUGGUGGUCGCCAACAAGCAGGACCUGCGCGCCGCUCUGCCCCUCCACCAGGUGGAGCGCCUGCUGGCGCUGGGCGAGCUGGGCACACACACGCCCUGGCACCUCCAGCCCGCCUGCGCCAUCAUCGGAGACGGCCUGCUGGAGGGCAUGCAGCGGCUCCACGCCAUGAUCAUGAAGAGGAGGAAGACGAGGCGGCAGCAGAAGAAGAGGAAGAGAUGAGGAAGGCAGACGAGACCGAGAGGAGACCGUGUGUGCGUGUGUGUGUGCGCAUACAGGGGACAAUCUGACAAUC